Messenger RNA from Xylaria bambusicola, 1444 nucleotides. Its product is annotated as cysteine dioxygenase type I. The coding region runs from base 424 to 1005 and encodes 193 amino acids. Gene Ontology annotation, molecular function: cysteine dioxygenase activity; ferrous iron binding. The transcript is spliced from 3 exons. The record is from RefSeq and is a predicted model, not a curated record. NCBI's taxonomy places the organism in Eukaryota, Fungi, Ascomycota, Sordariomycetes, Xylariales, Xylariaceae. Gene Ontology annotation, biological process: L-cysteine catabolic process.
UCAGUAUUCGAUCAGGGGGUGGAAAAGGUACUUUUGCCGUGGCGGAAGCAGUCUUAUCUGAAUUUGGCGGGGUCGCGAAUAAGCUAACAGCCCAUCUGCACCUGUGCCAAUCCAAACGCACAAAGCGGAACCAUUGGGAUAGGUAGCCGGUGGUGAGAAGCUGACAACGUACGCCGUACAGUGAGACACCCGGAUCGCAGGAUGACCUUCGUCGGAAAUACUGAUUCUGUCUAUCCGAGCAUCGCUCAAUAGUCGACACCGCUAGAUUCCCUAGCCCCACCCUGCUCAGAGCCAUCUGGCCUACCCGCAUGAGCAUGAGCAUAAGAAUACUCAGAACGUAUUCUCGUCAACCAUUUGGCACGUCUCAAAUCGCAUGUUCAGUCAGUACACGCACCACCAUCAUAGCACGUAACUUCCGUCAUCAUGAACGCAUUUGAGCUACUCGUAGAAGACAUGAGGAAUGUCCUAGGCCCUUCGUCGGGUCUCGACUCGAGCGAUGUGGAUGUGCAAGACCUAACACACCUGCUGGAGCGGUAUGCGUCGAAUCCCCAGGAAUGGGCGCCGUACUACUGGCCGGACGACAAAAUGGCCUAUACUCGGAAUCUCGUGGAUGAGGGUAACGGCAAAGCCAACUUGCUCGUGUUGGUCUGGUCGCCAGGCCAAGCAAGCCAUAUACACGACCACGGUAACGCCCAUUGCUUAAUGAAGGUCCUUAAAGGAAACCUCACCGAGACACGGUACGGUUUUCCCGACGGCGACAAAGAGAAGCCCAUGGAGAUGACGUCGGAGCGUGUACUCAAGGAGAAUGGUGUCGCCUAUAUGGCCGAUGGGCUGGGAUUGCAUCGCAUGUCCAACCAGGGGAGCGACUUCGUUGUCUCUCUACACUUGUACACACCACCCAACGUAGCGAGACAUGGCUGCCACAUCUUCAACCCACGGACGGGAGAGAGGACACACACGAAAUGUGGAAACUAUUCGGAGUAUGGGCGGAAAUUGCAGAUGUGAUGCGAUGGAACUGUUUUCUUAGCAUAUGCUUGACGGGUGUAGGCAUCUUAGCGGAUAUUGUAGCAUAGUUAGCGGAUCAUAACGAGAAACGAUUUGACUCAGAAGGCACGAAGACUAUGACGAGGUCCAAAAAUGUGGGAGAGCUGUGGUCGGACAUGUCGAUGGUUGCGUGUUGGAACGGGUCAACGGAUGACUUGAGGAUCCAGUGAACAUUGGUUGGCAUGAUAGUACACGGCGGGAUAGUAUCAAUAGAGCGCCAAGAAUGAAAGCAACGUUUUCCCCUGAUCACUGAAGCCGUCGAACUGUGCACAUGACAUGAAGUGAGGUUGGGAUUAAGAAGAGAGCAUUGUUGAGCCUCAGGUUUCGCGAGAUAUUAUGGCAUUUGGUAUCACCUCUUGAUUAAGUCUAGUCUAGAUGGCGCAAUAUCAAUUCCGUUCAA